AUGACUGGAGUCUGGCGGCACGUGGGCGUGGUCGCAUGCCCCGCUCCGCGAGGAACGAGUGACGAGACGAAAGCCAACACCGACGAGACGAAAGCCAACACCGACGAGACAAAAGCCAACACCGACGAGACAAAAGCCAACACCGACGAGACAAAAGCCAACACCGACGAGACAAAAGCCAACACCGACGAGACAAAAGCCAACACCGACGAGACAAAAGCCAACACCGACGAGACAAAAGCCAACACCGACGAGACAAAAGCCAACACCGACGAGACAAAAGCCAACACCGACGAGACAAAAGCCAACACCGACGAGACAAAAGCCAACACCGACGAGACAAAAGCCAACACCGACGAGACAAAAGCCAACACCGACGAGACAAAAGCCAACACCGACGAGACAAAAGCCAACACCGACGAGACAAAAGCCAACACCGACGAGACAAAAGCCAACACCGACGAGACAAAAGCCAACACCGACGAGACAAAAGCCAACACCGACGAGACAAAAGCCAACACCGACGAGACAAAAGCCAACACCGACGAGACAAAAGCCAACACCGACGAGACAAAAGCCAACACCGACGAGACAAAAGCCAACACCCACGAGACAAAAGCCAACACCCACGAGACAAAAGCCAACACCGACGAGACAAAAGCCAACACCGACGAGACAAAAGCCAACACCGACGAGACAAAAGCCAACACCGACGAGACAAAAGCCAACACCGACGAGACAAAAGCCAACACCGACGAGACAAAAGCCAACACCGACGAGACAAAAGCCAACACCGACGAGACAAAAGCCAACACCGACGAGACAAAAGCCAACACCGACGAGACAAAAGCCAACACCGACGAGACAAAAGCCAACACCGACGAGACAAAAGCCAACACCGACGAGACAAAAGCCAACACCGACGAGACAAAAGCCAACACCGACGAGACAAAAGCCAACACCGACGAGACAAAAGCCAACACCGACGAGACAAAAGCCACCACCGACGAGACAAAAGCCACCACCGACGAGACAAAAGCCACCACCGACGAGACAAAAGCCACCACCGACGAGACAAAAGCCACCACCGACGAGACAAAAGCCACCACCGACGAGACAAAAGCCACCACCGACGAGACAAAAGCCACCACCGACGAGACAAAAGCCACCACCGACGAGACAAAAGCCACCACCGACGAGACAAAAGCCACCACCGACGAGACAAAAGCCACCACCGACGAGACAAAAGCCACCACCGACGAGACAAAAGCCACCACCGACGAGACAAAAGCCACCACCGACGAACCAAAAGCACCACCGACGAACCAAAAGCACCACCGACGAACCAAAAGCACCACCGACGAGACAAAAGCACCACCGACGAGACAAAAGCACCACCGACGAGACAAAAGCACCACCGACGAACCAAAAGCACCACCGACGAACCAAAAGCACCACCGACGAACCAAAAGCACCACCGACGAACCAAAAGCACCACCGACGAACCAAAAGCACCACCGACGAACCAAAAGCACCACCGACGAACCAAAAGCACCACCCACCACCGUCGAACCAAAAAGCACCACCGUCGAACCAAAAAGCACCACCGUCGAACCAAAAAGCACCACCGUCGAACCAAAAAGCACCACCGUCGAACCAAAAAGCACCACCGUCGAACCAAAAAGCACCACCGUCGAACCAAAAAGCACCACCGUCGCGACAAAAAGCACCACCGUCGCGACAAAAAGCACCACCGUCGCGACAAAAAGCACCACCGUCGCGACAAAAAGCACCACCGUCGCGACAAAAAGCACCACCGUCGCGACAAAAAGCACCACCGUCGCGACAAAAAGCACCACCGUCGCGACAAAAAGCAACACCGUCGCGACAAAAAGCAACACCGGCGCGACAAAAAGCAACACCGGCGCGACAAAAAGCAACACCGGCGCGACAAAAAGCAACACCGGCGCGACAAAAAGCAACACCGGCGCGACAAAAAGCAACACCGGCGCGACAAAAAGCAACACCGGCGAGACAAAAAGCAACACCGACGAGACAAAAAGCAACACCGACGAGACAAAAAGCAACACCGACGAGACAAAAAGCAACACCGACGAGACAAAAAGCAACACCGACGAGACAAAAAGCAACACCGACGAGACAAAAAGCAACACCGACGAGACAAAAAGCAACACCGACGAGACAAAAAGCAACACCGACGAGACAAAAAGCAACACCGACGAGACAAAAAGCAACACCGACGAGACAAAAAGCAACACCGACGAGACAAAAAGCAACACCGACGAGACAAAAAGCAACACCGACGAGACAAAAAGCAACACCGACGAGACAAAAAGCAACACCGACGAGACAAAAAGCAACACCGACGAGACAAAAAGCAACACCGACGAGACAAAAAGCAACACCGACGAGACAAAAAGCAACACCGACGAGACAAAAAGCAACACCGACGAGACAAAAAGCAACACCGACGAGACAAAAAGCAACACCGACGAGACAAAAAGCAACACCGACGAGACAAAAAGCAACACCGACGAGACAAAAAGCAACACCGACGAGACAAAAAGCAACACCGACGAGACAAAAAGCAACACCGACGAGACAAAAAGCAACACCGACGAGACAAAAAGCAACACCGACGAGACAAAAAGCAACACCGACGAGACAAAAAGCAACACCGACGAGACAAAAAGCAACACCGACGAGACAAAAAGCAACACCGACGAGACAAAAAGCAACACCGACGAGACAAAAAGCAACACCGACGAGACAAAAAGCAACACCGACGAGACAAAAAGCAACACCGACGAGACAAAAAGCAACACCGACGAGACAAAAAGCAACACCGACGAGACAAAAAGCAACACCGACGAGACAAAAAGCAACACCGACGAGACAAAAAGCAACACCGACGAGACAAAAAGCAACACCGACGAGACAAAAAGCAACACCGACGAGACAAAAAGCAACACCGACGAGACAAAAAGCAACACCGACGAGACAAAAAGCAACACCGACGAGACAAAAAGCAACACCGACGAGACAAAAAGCAACACCGACGAGACAAAAAGCAACACCGACGAGACAAAAAGCAACACCGACGAGACAAAAAGCAACACCGACGAGACAAAAAGCAACACCGACGAGACAAAAAGCAACACCGACGAGACAAAAAGCAACACCGACGAGACAAAAAGCAACACCGACGAGACAAAAAGCAACACCGACGAGACAAAAAGCAACACCGACGAGACAAAAAGCAACACCGACGAGACAAAAAGCAACACCGACGAGACAAAAAGCAACACCGACGAGACAAAAAGCAACACCGACGAGACAAAAAGCAACACCGACGAGACAAAAAGCAACACCGACGAGACAAAAAGCACCACCGACGAGACAAAAAGCACCACCGACGAGACAAAAAGCACCACCGACGAGACAAAAAGCACCACCGACGAGACAAAAAGCACCACCGACGAGACAAAAAGCACCACCGACGAGACAAAAAGCACCACCGACGAGACAAAAAGCACCACCGACGAGACAAAAAGCACCACCGACGAGACAAAAAGCACCACCGACGAGACAAAAAGCACCACCGACGAGACAAAAAGCACCACCGACGAGACAAAAAGCACCACCGACGAGACAAAAAGCACCACCGACGAGACAAAAAGCACCACCGACGAGACAAAAAGCACCACCGCCGAACCAAAAGCACCACCGCCGAACCAAAAGCACCACCGCCGAACCAAAAGCACCACCGCCGAACCAAAAGCACCACCGCCGAACCAAAAGCACCACCGCCGAACCAAAAGCACCACCGCCGAACCAAAAGCACCACCGCCGAACCAAAAGCACCACCGCCGAACCAAAAGCAACACCGCCGAACCAAAAGCAACACCGCCGAACCAAAACAACACCGGCGCAACAAAAGCAACACCGGCGCAACAAAAGCAACACCGGCGCAACAAAAGCAACACCGGCGCAACAAAAGCAACACCGGCGCAACAAAAGCAACACCGGCGCGACAAAAGCAACACCGGCGCGACAAAAGCAACACCGGCGCGACAAAAGCAACACCGGCGCGACAAAAGCAACACCGGCGCGACAAAAGCAACACCGGCGCGACAAAAGCAACACCGGCGCGACAAAAGCAACACCGACGCGACAAAAAGCAACACCGACGCGACAAAAAGCAACACCGACGCGACAAAAAGCAACACCGACGCGACAAAAAGCAACACCGACGCGACAAAAAGCAACACCGACGCGACAAAAAGCAACACCGACGAGACAAAAAGCAACACCGACGAGACAAAAAGCAACACCGACGAGACAAAAAGCAACACCGACGAGACAAAAAGCAACACCGACGAGACAAAAAGCAACACCGACGAGACAAAAAGCAACACCGACGAGACAAAAAGCAACACCGACGAGACAAAAAGCAACACCGACGAGACAAAAAGCAACACCGACGAGACAAAAAGCAACACCGACGAGACAAAAAGCAACACCGGCGAGACAAAAAGCAACACCGACGAGACAAAAAGCAACACCGACGAGACAAAAAGCAACACCGACGAGACAAAAAGCAACACCGACGAGACAAAAAGCAACACCGACGAGACAAAAAGCAACACCGACGAGACAAAAAGCAACACCGACGAGACAAAAAGCAACACCGACGAGACAAAAAGCAACACCGACGAGACAAAAAGCAACACCGACGAGACAAAAAGCAACACCGACGAGACAAAAAGCAACACCGACGAGACAAAAAGCAACACCGACGAGACAAAAAGCAACACCGACGAGACAAAAAGCAACACCGACGAGACAAAAAGCAACACCGACGAGACCAAAAGCAACACCGACGAGACCAAAAGCAACACCGACGAGACCAAAAGCAACACCGACGAGACCAAAAGCAACACCGACGAGACCAAAAGCAACACCGACGAGACCAAAAGCAACACCGACGAGACCAAAAGCAACACCGACGAGACCAAAAGCAACACCGACGAGACCAAAAGCAACACCGACGAGACCAAAAGCAACACCGACGAGACCAAAAGCAACACCGACGAGACCAAAAGCAACACCGACGAGACCAAAAGCAACACCGACGAGACCAAAAGCAACACCGACGAGACCAAAAGCAACACCGACGAGACCAAAAGCAACACCGACGAGACCAAAAGCAACACCGACGAGACCAAAAGCAACACCGACGAGACCAAAAGCAACACCGACGAGACCAAAAGCAACACCGACGAGACCAAAAGCAACACCGACGAGACCAAAACAACACCGACGAGACCAAAAGCAACACCGACGAGACCAAAAGCAACACCGACGAGACCAAAAGCAACACCGACGAGACCAAAAGCAACACCGACGAGACCAAAAGCAACACCGACGAGACCAAAAGCAACACCGACGAGACCAAAAGCAACACCGACGAGACCAAAAGCAACACCGACGAGACCAAAAGCAACACCGACGAGACCAAAAGCAACACCGACGAGACCAAAAGCAACACCGACGAGACCAAAAGCAACACCGACGAGACCAAAAGCAACACCGACGAGACAAAAGCAACACCGACGAGACAAAAGCAACACCGACGAGACAAAAGCAACACCGACGAGACAAAAGCAACACCGACGAGACAAAAGCAACACCGACGAGACAAAAGCAACACCGACGAGACAAAAGCAACACCGACGAGACAAAAGCAACACCGACGAGACAAAAGCAACACCGACGAGACAAAAGCAACACCGACGAGACAAAAGCAACACCGACGAGACAAAAGCAACACCGACGAGACAAAAGCAACACCGACGAGACAAAAGCAACACCGACGAGACGAAAGCAACACCGACGAGACAAAAGCAACACCGACGAGACAAAAGCAACACCGACGAGACAAAAGCAACACCGACGAGACAAAAGCAACACCGACGAGACAAAAGCAACACCGACGAGACAAAAGCAACACCGACGAGACAAAAGCAACACCGACGAGACAAAAGCAACACCGACGAGACAAAAGCAACACCGACGAGACAAAAGCAACACCGACGAGACAAAAGCAACACCGACGAGACAAAAGCAACACCGACGAGACAAAAGCAACACCGACGAGACAAAAGCAACACCGACGAGACAAAAGCAACACCGACGAGACAAAAGCAACACCGACGAGACAAAAGCAACACCGACGAGACAAAAGCAACACCGACGAGACAAAAGCAACACCGACGAGACAAAAGCAACACCGACGAGACAAAAGCAACACCGACGAGACAAAAGCAACACCGACGAGACAAAAGCAACACCGACGAGACAAAAGCAACACCGACGAGACAAAAGCAACACCGACGAGACAAAAGCAACACCGACGAGACAAAAGCAACACCGACGAGACAAAAGCAACACCGACGAGACAAAAGCAACACCGACGAGACAAAGCAACACCGACGAGACAAAGCAACACCGACGAGACAAAGCAACACCGACGAGACAAAGCAACACCGACGAGACAAAGCAACACCGACGAGACAAAAGCAACACCGACGAGACAAAAGCAACACCGACGAGACAAAAGCAACACCGACGAGACAAAAGCAACACCGACGAGACAAAAGCAACACCGACGAGACAAAAGCAACACCGACGAGACAAAAGCAACACCGACGAGACGAAAGCAACACCGACGAGACAAAAGCAACACCGACGAGACAAAAGCAACACCGACGAGACAAAAGCAACACCGACGAGACAAAAGCAACACCGACGAGACAAAAGCAACACCGACGAGACAAAAGCAACACCGACGAGACAAAAGCAACACCGACGAGACAAAAGCAACACCGACGAGACAAAAGCAACACCGACGAGACAAAAGCAACACCGACGAGACAAAAGCAACACCGACGAGACAAAAGCAACACCGACGAGACAAAAGCAACACCGACGAGACAAAAGCAACACCGACGAGACAAAAGCAACACCGACGAGACAAAAGCAACACCGACGAGACAAAAGCAACACCGACGAGACAAAAGCAACACCGACGAGACAAAAGCAACACCGACGAGACAAAAGCAACACCGACGAGACAAAGCAACACCGACGAGACAAAGCAACACCGACGAGACAAAGCAACACCGACGAGACAAAGCAACACCGACGAGACAAAGCAACACCGACGAGACAAAGCAACACCGACGAGACAAAGCAACACCGACGAGACAAAGCAACACCGACGAGACAAAGCAACACUGA
This is a messenger RNA of Schistocerca piceifrons (Central American locust), 7323 nucleotides long. RefSeq names its product dentin sialophosphoprotein-like. NCBI's taxonomy places the organism in Eukaryota, Metazoa, Arthropoda, Insecta, Orthoptera, Acrididae. Bases 1 to 7323 code for a protein of 2440 amino acids. The record is from RefSeq and is a predicted model, not a curated record. The transcript has 5 exons.